Messenger RNA from Planococcus citri (citrus mealybug), 4307 nucleotides. RefSeq names its product protein phosphatase 3 catalytic subunit alpha-like. The transcript has 2 exons. Gene Ontology annotation, molecular function: calmodulin-dependent protein phosphatase activity; calmodulin binding. The coding region runs from base 891 to 2588 and encodes 565 amino acids. The record is from RefSeq and is a predicted model, not a curated record. Gene Ontology annotation, cellular component: calcineurin complex; cytoplasm. Lineage: Eukaryota; Metazoa; Arthropoda; Insecta; Hemiptera; Pseudococcidae. Gene Ontology annotation, biological process: calcineurin-mediated signaling.
ACCUCUUGCGGCGGUGAGUUUUUCUUUUGGAGCAUUUUGUGACCGAGUUACAACCACCAUGGUUAACUCUAUUUACCAGUAUUAUCAAGAAGUAGUGUAGAACCCCGAAGUUGUCGUAGUAUUUUUUUUUUUUUGGUCGGUUUUUUCCGAAAUUCUCGAUGGUGUAGAUAGUAUAGUUCGGUGUAUUCGUCUGCGUGUCGAGUGGCCACGGUGGUGGCAUUUUUCGCGUUCAAAUAAGGUGCAGUUUUGUUUUGGUUUUUUUUUUCUUCGGGGUCCAGUGGCGAAAAAUUCGACGAAACGAGAGUUCGCGACGUAAUUCGUGGUGUACGGUGUGUGGUGUUGUGUUACGAAGAAGCUAAUAGAGAUGUGGUCAUUAUGAUUAUGACGAUGAAAACGAGUAUAUUUACACCACAGAUGGUCGAUUAUUCGAUCUGGCAUAUGUGCUAGCUACACGAAUGAUAGCUACCGAGAAGGCGCUAUAACAUCUCGACCUUAUUAAAUCGCACCGCUCGAAUAACUAAGUACUACGAGAAAAUAAACACAAUUUUUCGCUCCAAAGUUACGCUGCGGGAACUCGGUACACGCUUUUUACUCGAUCCGAGCUGUGCACAUUGAUCGACGGCGCCAUACGCCGGAUUUCUGCUGCUAAGAGAGUUGGAAAACUACGCGGAGGAAACACGAGGAGGAGGAGCAGGUGACCACCGCCGGCGCUGUCGCUGCGACGACGACGACGACGACGACGAUCGUCUGAGAGUAUCCUCGAUUCGAAGUACACAAGUACCAAAAAGAAGAGCACGAAGAGGCGAAAUUUAAUCGUGAUCAGGUCGCGGAGCUACUCGCUCUACUGCUAAGCGUCGUCCGCGUCCGGCAGCGAGCGGGCGAGACGAACGAUGGAAAGCGCUCAACAAGCGAACGCCGCGGUGGCGGCGAGCCAAGCGACGAUACCGGGCGCCGGUGAUAAGGCUUCCAAGUCGACGACAGAUCGAGUGAUCGAUUCGAUACCGUUUCCGCCUAGUCAUAAGCUGACCAUAGCCGAAGUGUACGACGCGAAGACCGGUAAACCGCGACCGGAAGUGUUGAAAGCGCAUUUCAUCCUCGAGGGACGCAUCGAAGAAGCGGCCGCUCUGCGGAUAAUCAGCGAAGGAGCGACGCUGUUGCGCAGCGAGAAAACCAUGAUCGAUAUCGAAGCUCCGGUCACCGUAUGCGGCGACAUACACGGCCAGUUCUUCGACCUGAUGAAGCUGUUCGAAGUCGGCGGUCCGCCCGCUACCACUAAGUACCUGUUCCUGGGCGAUUACGUCGAUCGGGGAUAUUUCAGUAUAGAAUGCGUGCUGUAUUUAUGGGCGUUGAAAAUCUGCUACUCGAAAACGUUGUACUUGCUGCGAGGUAAUCACGAAUGUCGCCAUCUCACCGAAUACUUCACGUUCAAGCAGGAAUGCAAGAUCAAGUACUCGGAAGGCGUGUACGACGCGUGUAUGGACGCGUUCGACUGUCUGCCGCUGGCCGCCUUGAUGAAUAUGCAGUUUCUGUGCGUACACGGCGGUCUGUCGCCGGAGGUGCACUCGCUGGACGAUAUACAAAAGCUGGACAGAUUCAAAGAGCCGCCGGCCUUCGGUCCGAUGUGCGAUCUGCUGUGGUCCGAUCCGUUCGAGGAUUUCGGCAGCGAAAAGACCACCGAACACUUUAGCCACAAUAGCGUUCGCGGAUGCUCGUAUUUCUACAGCUACGCGGCCUGCUGCGAUUUCUUACAAAAUAAUAAUCUGCUUAGUAUUAUACGCGCCCACGAAGCGCAGGACGCCGGAUACCGGAUGUACCGCAAGAGUCAGAUUACCGGAUUCCCGUCGCUCAUCACCAUAUUCUCGGCGCCCAAUUACCUGGACGUGUAUAACAAUAAGGCGGCCGUGCUCAAGUACGAGAAUAACGUCAUGAACAUUAGACAAUUUAAUUGCUCACCGCAUCCGUAUUGGUUACCGAACUUCAUGGACGUAUUCACCUGGUCGCUGCCUUUUAUCGGCGAAAAGGUUACCGAAAUGUUGGUCAACCUGCUGAACAUUUGCUCGGACGACGAACUGAUGUCCGACGGCGACGAAGUCGAAGGCACCGCCGCCAACGCGCGCAAAGAAGUCAUCAAAAACAAGAUUCGCGCCAUCGGCAAAAUGGCCCGAGUCUUUACCGUGCUUCGCGAAGAGAGCGAAGUGGUGCUAGAGCUCAAAGGUCUAACGCCCAGCGGCUCGUUACCUUUAGGAGCUUUGUCCAGCGGCCGUUCUUCCCUGUACAGCGCACUGUCUACCACAUCCGGCUCGUCGUCGCCCACGUCGAGUUCGUCGCCUCACCAUAAAAUAUCCACCUUCGAGGAAGCCAAAGGCCUCGACGCCAUCAACGAACGCAUGCCGCCAAGAAGAGACGGCUCUCCUUCGCCGACCACGCCAAACGCCGAAGUCGCCGCGACCGCGGUGGCCGCAGCCGCCGCAGCGUCCUCCUCGUCGGCCGCAGCCGCAGCCGCCAGCACCACUACCACUACCGCAGCUGCCGCAUCGGCGUCAAAUUCCUCCUCGUCGGCGGCGUCCUCGUCUCAGCCGAAAUCUUAAUCAGUGAUCGGUACCGAGGCAUCGCCAAAGCCACCAAGGCGCCUCUGCUUGUAUCUUUUUUUUUUAAAAAUACUUCUAUUUUACUUUACUUCUUUUUUUUCAUUCAUUCAAUCUUAAGUAUUGUUUUGUUUUGAGUUUUGAUUUUUUUUUUUUGAGUUUUCCCCCCUUUUUUCGAUGAAUUUUCUAUCUCGAUUAUUUAUUUAUUAAUUGAAUUAUUAUUCAUUUUAGUAGGGUAGUUGAAUUGGCAUAUUAUAUAUUUAUUUUUACAGAUUUUUUUCACUGUUUUUUUCUCAUAUUUUUUUUUUUCAUUUUGUAUCGCGCGCGACUGGAUCGAAAAAAUUAAGUGUAGGUGGCCUCCUCCUCCUCCUCCUCCUUCUCCUCCUCUUCUUUUCAAAUGUUACAUUAUUAUUUUACUCUCGGUAUUAUUUUGUAUUCGUACCGAUACGAAUGUGUGCUUUAUUUCCCCCCUCUUUUUUCUCCUCCUUCGAUUUUACUAUACCCAACACUUUUCCCUCCCCCCUCUCCCUUUCUCCCUCAUCAUGUCAUCCCAUUUCGCCGAAAUCUCGAUUUUGGAUCAUGUUCUACACCCUUCCCCGCCCCCCCCCCGUCCCCACCCCAAGGGAAUGUGUGUUUUAUUCUCGAGACCAAUUUUAAGUAAAUCGUAUAAAUACGUAUAUACCUAAGUAAAAUAUUUCUAUUUUUGAACUUUUUUUUUUUCGUUUUUUUUUUCGAUUAUAUUGCGACGUGGCACGCUGAUUUUUUUUCUCCCCCAAUUUUAUAAUAUGUAAGUUAUUUUAGUUGUUACCACUACUACCUUUUACAUUAACUGUUUAUUGUAUUUUAUUAUGUACUAUUUUAACGGUUAUUAUAAAAAAUUUUCUCUUUAUUUUUUUUUUUAUUUCUUCUUUUUAUCUACAAACAUUGUAUUUUAUUAUACGAAUGUAUAACAGAGUUAUCAUAAGUAAUACGUCGAUACAUCGAUUAUACGCGUUUCCUCUCCUUUUCCUUUCCAUUAUUAUCCUUUUCCUAAUUUUUUUUCUUGUGUUUUUUCCCCCUCUUAAUUAUACUACCCACAUGUUUUUUUUUCUUCGUCGCGAUUUUGACGAACUCCUCUGCUCGAUACAAAAUUACAUAUCGAAAAGAGGAGUUCUAUUUUGUGUCUCAGUUUGAUAUUGUUGUUCAUUGUUUUAUUACUUUACCUAAAUAUGUAUUUACUACUUUUACUUACCUACCUACCUACCUACCUACUACCUAAAUUUCAAAAAAUACGUACUGCAUUUCAGUAAUAUUUUCACACACGUAUUUUUUGAAUGAUUUUUUUUUCUUUGCGCGUAUUGAAAUUUUUCUUCGAUCACCCCUACAUUUCCCCCCUUCUCUACUAUUUCUUUUUAUCGCUGUUUACCCGUAGCUAUACGUUUUUAUUAUGGGAUUUCGCUGUUUCCAUAUAGGGCGGUUUUACAUUUUGAAACUUAUGAAUUAUAUGAUGAUACUUCUACCUACCUUUUUUUUUCUUUGAUUAGUUUUAUUACGUUCACGAUAUGUUUGUUCGUUUUUUUUUUUUGUUUCGUUUCGUCCUUUUUGAUUUUUUUGUCAACUUUUGUGCAGUAUAGCGAGCGUAUUUACCGAAUUUGCUUCUUUUUUUCUCAGUUAUAGAGUAAUACUUUAUUUAUAUCUGAUUAAAUUAUAACAUUAAUCAAAUUAUAAAUGUUACACUUUGAA